Arabidopsis arenosa is the source of this 1254-nucleotide messenger RNA. NCBI's taxonomy places the organism in Eukaryota, Viridiplantae, Streptophyta, Magnoliopsida, Brassicales, Brassicaceae. The record is from the annotation of a GenBank genome assembly.
AGUAAGAGAUGCUUACUUUGUUACUACAAAUGAUUCUGAUUUUUUUUCCUCAAGUGGGUAAUGAUUCAAACUAAUCAAUGACUACGAAACAAAAUCUCUAGAUUCGUGAUGGCCCUCAUGGUGAAAGCUGAAGGAGGAAUUGGAGGAAAGCAAUGGGAUGAUGGAUUUGAUUAUGAGGGUGUAACAAAGAUAUAUGUACGAGGUGGUCUUGAAGGCAUUCAGUUCAUCAAAUUUGACUAUGUCAAGGAUGGAAAAACUAUUGCUGGACCAAUCCAUGGUGUCUCUGGUCGUGGUUUGACACAAACGUUUGAGAUUAACCAUUUGCAAAAGGAAUAUUUGUUAUCUAUUGAGGGUUACUACGACAAAUCUACGGGUGUGAUUCAAUCAAUCCAAUUCAAAACUAACCAGCAGACUUCUGAUAUGAUGGGGUUCAACGAGGGUACUAAGUUUUCACUAAGAUCCAUGAGGGGCAGAAUCAUUGGAUUUCAUGGAUUUGCUGACAAGAAUCUCUACUCUCUUGGAGCAUAUUACACCAGGAUUCCCGCAACCAAAUCGGCAAUGGAAGGUAGUCAAAAUACAGGAAAAGGUUAUGAUCAUGGUGGUGACUAUGUUGGCAUCAGAAAAGUGUACGUUACAUUUGAUGGAACUUCAAUAAGGAAUAUGAGGGUCGAUUAUGACAAAGCUGGUCAAGUGGAAUGCUAUGAGUAUGGGGUUAAGAUCGGAACACAAAAUGAGUUUACGGUCGAUUAUCCAUAUGAAUGUAUCACAUCCGUAGGAGGAAGCUACGCGGAUACCCAACCAUACGCUUGUAUUGUCCUUAGGUCCUUAACUUUCAACACAUCAAAUGGGAGAACCGUAGGAUUUGGAAAAGAAACUGGUACCAAGUUCUUGCUUGAGAACCAAGGCAAUGCUAUUGUUAGGUUACAUGGACGGGUAGGUGCUUGUGUUGAUAGUAUCGGGGCAUAUUAUGCUCCGUUUUCUCCUUAUCCUCCUCCUACAGAGAAACUAGAGGGCCAAGGUGGUGAUGGAGGAGACUCCUGGGAUGAUGGUGCUUUCCUAAAUGUGAAGAAGGUUUACAUAGGACAAGGCCAGUUUGGUAUCGUCUCCGUUAAGUUUGAGUACGAGAACGACUCUAGUACUGUGCUUCAUCAGAUUGGAGUCCAUGUCGUUCCCAUCGCUGAGUGACCUCCAUAGCUAGAUUCAGUAUCGAUGUCAAAGUUGGCCAUGUUGAUUUCAUAAAAAAUUGUAUUAAUC